UUCAGCCUAUGCAUUUCUUCAUUACAGAUGAAGCUGUUUGUACUUCUGUUGAUAUUCACCUGUGUUGCCUUGCAACAGUCUGACGCUCUCAGGUGGGGAGGUCGAUGGAAACGCUGGUUUAGACGUCCAUUCCCACGUCCCUUUCCAGGUCCAAUCGGAAUUCGACCAUUCCCAGGUCCCAUUGGAAUCUUACCCAUGAACAAAGGUAGAGAUGUUGCGACCGAACCUGAGACCGAUGAGGAUGAAUCACUGGACGAUACAGAGUUAGAGAAAUUAUUCAGUGAGCGAGACAUUCAAGAUUUAAUUGAGAAUUUAGAGUUGGACGACGAUGACCUCCGCUCUCUUGAAGAAUUGAAUGACGAGCAGUGAUCAAUUAACCAGGUUGUGCCAUUGUGGAAGAGAAUGAUGUUAAAAUUCCCAAACUGUCAACAGUGCAGAAUAAAACACAUCUGAAUAAAA
Gigantopelta aegis is the source of this 459-nucleotide messenger RNA. RefSeq lists its product as uncharacterized. Lineage: Eukaryota; Metazoa; Mollusca; Gastropoda; Neomphalida; Peltospiridae. The record is from RefSeq and is a predicted model, not a curated record. The transcript has 4 exons. The coding region runs from base 28 to 369 and encodes 113 amino acids.